AUGGGAAUGUCGCGUUGUUACGCCUUGAUGAAAUGCUUGCUGAUAUUGUUUAACAUUAUUUUUCUGGUGGUGGGUGUGGGCGCGUGCGCGUUCUGCGGGUGGGCAUUGUGGGCGGGCUACGGCGGUGCGGGCGCGGGGCGCGCAGGGCUGUGGUGCGUGAGCGCGUGGGGCGCGGCGCUGGCGCUGGGCGCAGCGGGCUGUCUGCGCGGCGCGUGCGGCAGCUGUGCGGCGCUGCGCGGUGGGCUGGCGCUGCUGGCGCUGGCGUGCGCGGCCGAGGCGGCGGCGGCGGCCUGGGGCGCCGCGCACGCACCGCAGCUGCGCCAGGCGCUGCGCGACCGCCUGCGGGACACCGUCGCGCACGAGUACGGCCUGCUGCCCGACCGCACGCACAUGCUUGACGCCAUUCAGCACGGGGUACGUUAUCAUUGA
Molecule: messenger RNA, 429 nt
Organism: Parnassius apollo (apollo)
Lineage: Eukaryota; Metazoa; Arthropoda; Insecta; Lepidoptera; Papilionidae
Source: the annotation of a GenBank genome assembly